UUUGCCGGUUUACCCAAUUCAAUGGCUAGAGAAAAAGAGAGUCUAAAAAUUAUUUUUCUUGAAAAGUUAGGCGUUAUGCUUCAAAUGCAUAUAAGAAUAAGUGUUUGAAUUAAGUAAAUUUAGAUUGGAAUAUUUUUUUUUUUUAUAGAGAAAGCCAACAUCAUAUUACAUUCAAACGUGUCGAAUUUUGAAUUUAGGGCUCGAAUCCAAUCCAGCAAAGUUAUGAAAUCAACCGAAUUAGGGUUUUGGAUUGGAUUUUGAACACCUUUAGAAAUAAGUGGUAUAAUCUUUGCUUAAGUAAUGAAAAAAUAGUUUCAAAUAGUUGACUUGGUAUGCAAUCCAGAGUACCAGAUCCUCAACAAUGACAGUUAAUGAAUUUACUCCAGAGAAUCCAUAGCUGUCACAAAUAAACAAACAAAAUCUCUAUGCAUUUAUUUUGCAAUCUAGGGACUAGAUAUGAUGAUAUAUAGAAACAAGGUGCUAAGAACCAUUGCUCAGACAAGUGUCUCAUGCACGCAUUAACAACUGACAGCCACUCGCUCACAUUAACAGUUGAGAGCCAUGCACGCGCUGGCCGGGCGAGUGUUCUAAGCAAAUUAAGCGGCUCUAGACAAACAGUUCUCCACUGCACAUCAUUUCUUUGCAUGCCAACACAAUCAGCCAUUUCUGCUGUUUGGAUUCUGCAUAAUCUGCACUUUUUGAGGAGUAAAUGCAUGCCUAUAAACGUGGCGUAUUCCCGAUUUCUUUUCCUCGGUAUAUAAAUCGCCAUCUCGGCUUGUCAUUGUCGUACUCAAUUCAAUAUUUUCAAUGUCUGCAGAGAUCAAGAAAAUGGAGGGCAAUUCCUUGCGUCAACAAGUUGCAGCCAUGAGGCAAUCUCUCUUUGAUGAGGAAAUUUUGGACAAACAGUUUGUGCAGAUGGAGGAAUUGGAAGAUGUACACAACCCCAACUUUGCUGAGGAGCUUAUGACCUUGUAUUUCAGGGACUCCUCCAAACUGUUAAUUUCUGUGGAGAAAGCACUGGAGAGACCCCCGUACGACGCUAACAUACUUGAUAAGUUUCUCCACCAGCUCAAAGGUAGCAGCGCCAGCGUUGGAGCUAACAAAGUACGGAUUGAGACCAACAAGAUGAGGGAGGCUCUCAAGGCAGAAGACGUUGAAAGGACCAAGAGUCAGUUCCAGCUGGUUAAAAGGGCUCACAAGACUCUCAAAGGGAAAAUGGAACCCUACUUUCAUCUGCUACGACAAGCUGGACCUGCAGAUGCUGCUCAGCCCCCAGAGUAAAUGAAAUGGUGAAGCAAUGCAACCAAACAUGAAGUCUAUCUAUAUAAUUAACUAGAGUAAUUUAGUUUAAUGUUGGAAUAAAUAAGCAAGGUUGCUCUUGUUGUUGUUGUUUUGUUUAUGAAUUAGGGGAAUCUUAAAAAAUGACUAAGGGUAUCCUAAACCUUUUAUGAUGUUGUAGCAGAGAAUGCAAAUCAUGAACUUCAAGUUUCAUGAAGUAUAA
Messenger RNA from Pyrus x bretschneideri (Chinese white pear), 1501 nucleotides. RefSeq names its product pseudo histidine-containing phosphotransfer protein 5. Gene Ontology annotation, biological process: cytokinin-activated signaling pathway; phosphorylation; phosphorelay signal transduction system. Gene Ontology annotation, cellular component: cytoplasm; nucleus. Bases 808 to 1281 code for a protein of 157 amino acids. Gene Ontology annotation, molecular function: histidine phosphotransfer kinase activity; protein histidine kinase binding. The record is from RefSeq and is a predicted model, not a curated record. Lineage: Eukaryota; Viridiplantae; Streptophyta; Magnoliopsida; Rosales; Rosaceae. The transcript has 5 exons.